Molecule: messenger RNA, 5242 nt
Organism: Trichosurus vulpecula (common brushtail)
Lineage: Eukaryota; Metazoa; Chordata; Mammalia; Diprotodontia; Phalangeridae
Gene: AXIN2
Product: axin 2
Exons: 12
Coding region: 892-3405 (837 amino acids)
Biological process (GO): negative regulation of canonical Wnt signaling pathway
Source: RefSeq, a predicted model, not a curated record
GGCUCCUGCCUUUGAUGUGCACAGUUAAACCCACAGCUCAGUUUUUGUUGGAAUAGCCCGGAGGACAUUUGGUGCAUGGAAUGACUGCUGGAAACAAGACCUGUGUUGAAAGAAGGGGAGGGAGGGGGGUUCGAGGGGGAGGGAAGGAAAGCUGGGAUGGUGGUGGAAGAGGCAUCGGAUCUUUUGCAUAAAAAGGGGUGGUGGAGCUAUCCCAUUCAUCCCACCCCCCCUUUUCGGUUAGAUUAAAAAAAUUCAUAUAUUACUGCUUAAUUCCCACCCUCUUCCUUAUCGCUAACACCCCCCCUUACCCUCCCCCCCCCAAAGCUGCCCAUGUUCUCUGAUGCCUUCUCAAAGCUGGGUAGGAUCGGGGUGGUUGGGUGCAGAACCCGGGUCCCGGCCAGGGGGCCAAGUGCUAGGAGCCUUCGAGGUUUCGCGGUGGAGCAGAAGAGUGGAUCCGCGAGAGGGAAAAAAGGAAAGAGAGACUACCAGCCCCGUCGCCAUUUCUGGAGUUUUCUAAUUUUUUUUCCUUUAAUUUAAUGUGUGUGGGGUGGUGUUUAAGGAUUGGUCCUUUUGAAGAUUCUUCUUGUGUUCGCGGCCCCGGUACCCUGGCGCCGGGUGGAUUGUAAAGACUGCUGCUGCUGCUUCUCCUCCUCCUCGUGUCUUUGCUUCUGAGGGGAAGGGGUCCGGUUGCCUUUUUUUUUUUUUUUUGAGUGGGAAGACUCUACGUGGGGAAACCCUUCUUGGAGGAGAUGAGAACCCGGCUUCGCUAUGCCUGCGCCUUUCAGAGAGAAGGUUCAGAGGAGCCUUUGCUGACUUGAGUGAGGAGAGAACAAGCUGAUUGCUGAGGAGAACUGGAAGAAAAGAAGAAAGUGUGAGAAACUCUCCGUCGCCAUGAGUAGUGCUGUACUGGUGACUCAUAUCUCAGACCCCAGCAGUAGCUUCAGAGAGGACGCCCCUCGCCCUCCAGUGCCAGGAGAAGAAGGAGAGACACCGCCAUGCCAGCAAUCUGUCCACCUUGGUCAGGGCAAGAGCCCAGUCAUCAAAGCUAUGCCUAUCUCUUCCAACACUAGGAGGAAUGAAGAUGGCUUGGGGGAGCCUGAAGGCAGGGCAUCCCCAGACUCCCCUCUGGCCAGGUGGACCAAGUCUUUACAUUCCUUGUUGGGUGAUCAGGAUGGGGCUUAUCUUUUUCGGACUUUCCUGGAGAGGGAGCAGUGUGUGGAUACCUUAGACUUUUGGUUUGCCUGCAAUGGAUUCAGGCAGAUGAACCUUAAGGAUACCAAAACUUUAAGAGUGGCCAAAGCAAUUUACAAAAGGUACAUCGAAAAUAACUGUAUUGUUUCCAAGCAGCUGAAACCAGCCACCAAGACCUACAUAAGAGAUAGCAUUAAAAAGCAGCAGAUAGAUUCCAUCAUGUUUGAUCAAGCUCAGACUGAGAUUCAGACGGUGAUGGAAGAAAAUGCCUACCAGAUGUUUUUGACUUCUGAUAUAUACCUCGAAUACGUAAGGAGCGGGGGAGAAAACCCAGCUUAUAUUAACAACAGUGGGCUUGGGAGUUUAAAGGUGGUCUGUGGGUAUCUCCCCACCUUAAAUGAAGAAGAGGAGUGGAGUUGUGAGGACUUUAAAGGCAAGGUUUUGCCUACAGUGGUUGGCCUGUCCAGCAAAACUCUAAGGGCUACAGCAAAUGUGAGGUCCACAGAAGCUGUUGAAAAUGGAUACAGAUCCUUCAAGAGGAAUGAUCCAAUUAAUCCAUACCACGUAAGCUCGGGCCAUGUCUUUGCUCCGGCAGCUAGCGCCAAUGACAGUGAAAUCUCGAGUGAUGCGCUGACGGAUGACUCCAUGUCUAUGACAGACAGUAGUGUAGAUGGAAUCCCUCCUUACAGAAUGGGAAGCAAGAAACAACUACAGAGAGAAAUGCAUCGCAGUGUGAAGGCCAAUGGCCAAGUUUCUCUACCUCAUUUCCCGAGAACCCACCGCCUGCCUAAGGAGAUGACACCCGUAGAACCGGCCAUUUUUGCCGCCGAGUUGAUCUCCCGGCUGGAGAAGCUAAAGAAAGAACAAGAAAGUUUGGACAAUCUGGAGGAGAGGCUGCAGCAAAUCAAGGAGGAUGAAGAGAAGGAGGGGUCAGAGUUGCCUGUCAGCACUCGGGAGGUAGCAGCGCAGCACCCACUUUCCCUCCUACCAUCUGGCAGCUAUGAAGAAGAUCCCCAAGCUAUCUUAGAUGACCACCUGUCAAGGGUGCUGAAGACUCCUGGCUGCCAGUCCCCAGGCAUGGGGCGACACAGUCCCCGUUCCCAUUCUCCUGACCACCAUCACCACUAUCACCCCCUACUCCAACCCGGUGGUCGGCUGCCACCCCCAGCAAUCACCUCAACUCUCUGCCCACUUGGCAAAGGCUUUGUUACAAAGCAGAUGACUAAACAUGUAUACCACCACUACAUCCACCACCAUACCAUCCCUAAAACCAAGGAGCAGAUCGAAGUAGAGGCAGCUCAGAAGGUGCAGUGCUUCUGUCUUGGGGGCACGGAUUAUUAUUUGUGCUCAAAAUGCAAGAGUCAUUCCAAGGGACCAGAGCUGGCACCAGUGGAACAGUUUAGCCGAGGUAAUACCCUAUCAAAGCGGAAUGGAAAGGUGACAGAACCGUGUUUGGCCUUGUCAGCCAAGGAAGGAAUCCCUGUUGGAACAGGGAUACUGCAACUACCUGGGAAUGAGGGGGACAGGUCACAGAACGUUUGGCAGUGGAUGUUGGAGAGUGAGAGACAGAACAAGCACAAGCCUCAUAGUGCCCAGAACACAAAAAAAGCCUAUCCUUUGGAGUCAGCCCGAGGAGCCAUUGGUGACCGGGCCACCCGCCCCCAUCUGUGGGGGAGUAGCAUGGGGCACUCCCGCACCAUGCCACAUGCCCAUCCCUUCACACAAGACCCUGGCAUGGCUCCCCUGGGUCCCCCUAAUACCCUUGCUCAGCUGGAGGAGGCUUGUCGUAGGUUGGCUGAAGUGUCCAAGCCCCAAAAGCAACGGUGCUGUACAUCAAAUCAACAGAAAGAUAAAAACCACUCUACUGUUGGUCAUGUGGGAGGUGCCUCCUUCUGCAACCCCAGUCUGGCCCCAGAAGAUCACAGAGAGCCAAAGAAACUGGCAAGUGUUCACUCCCUUCAGGCCAACGAGCUGGUCGUCACUUAUUUUUUCUGUGGAGAAGAAAUUCCGUACAGGAGGAUGUUAAAGGCGCAGAGUCUGACACUUGGCCACUUUAAAGAGCAACUCAGCAAAAAGGGAAAUUAUAGGUAUUAUUUCAAAAAAGCAAGUGACGAGUUUGACUGUGGGGCUGUUUUUGAAGAGAUUUGGGAAGAUGAUACGAUACUCCCAAUGUAUGAAGGAAGGAUUCUGGGGAAAGUAGAAAGAAUCGAUUAAUUUUUAUUUUGGCGGUGGUGGGUGGUAAUGGAAACAACUUUUUGCAUCUGUUUCUUAAGAACUGUUGAAACAAAGCUAAUGAUACCUGUCUUGGAAGUGACAAAAAAGAUAUUUUGAAGGAAAAUUGAAUCAAUGAAGAAGAAAGAAAUCUAGGAAGACUUGGCGAGUCAGCCUUCAUUAUUCACUGGGUACGGAAAUAAGAAAAAGCCCUGAACUAUUUAUUAAAAAGAUGACCACUCUUGGCUAUUGAAGAUGCAAACCAUUUUUUGAGAGACUUCCUUACAUAUCACUUCCUAGAGAUCUGAAAUCCAUAAACUAAGAAAAACUGUAUAGCUUCCCUGAACAGGAAUCCUUACUGAUAUUUAUUGAUCCUGGUAUUUCCUUUUACAUCCAGUUAAUGGAUAUGCUGCUUUAACAGAGGAGAGGGGAAAGAGGAACAUUGUUCUUUAAUUGUUCAAUUCAAAUGUAGGAGUUUAGCUAGGAGUGAAUUAAUGAUUUCUAUCAUUUAAAAGGAAUUAUGCUUUGCCCAGUAUUUCUCCAAGUGAAGUUAGAUUGUUUUAAUGGUGCCCUAUGGUAGAGUGGAGAGAGAGCUGGCCUCAAAGCCAGGUGGACCUGGGGGUUCAAGUCCUGACUCUGACACAUCCUGGCUUUGUGACCUCAGGCAAGUCACUUAACCUCUCAGUGCCCCAGGCAGCCCUCUAAGACUUUAAGCUGCAGGGAAGGUGUUGACCUGCUUUGGUAGAGGAAGUUCCUCAUUUGGGAGUUCCCUGUAUCAAAGAAAUCACAGGUUUAGCUCCUAUUCCUUUCCCUAUACUAUUAAUACACAUAAAAAUUGGUGAAUUAAAAAAAAAAAAGCUAUGCUGCUCUAACUUGUAAUAAAGUUCUUAAUGUUUAAAUAUGAUGCAUUAUCACUAUAACACAAGAACAGUGUUUGAUUGGAGAAUUUGUGUAACAUGGGUGCUGUGAGGAUCUUACAGCUGAGAUCCCUAGUGUGGUCAGUGCCCGACUCCCUAGUUGGAUGGUCUGAGUGAUCUUCCCCACGAGAUUCUGUGUGCUUCCUGCCCCCCCACCCCAUCCAGAGGACCCAAUCAUAUACAGGAUAAAAUAAGCGCAUGCCAUGUAGCUAGCUCACGUAGGAGGUGAUUUUAGCAUGCCCUUUAUUAAAAGUGCAGUGUCUUUAAGCCUUCGGGUCCAGGGGAAGAUUCAGACUUUGUAUUGAAGUCUUCACUCCCCUUUUUGUCCCAGCCCUGAGCUUCACUCCUCCCCUGUACUCCCCCGUCCCCAUCCCCAACCCCCACUACAGACCUCAGAGGAAAUUGCACCAAAACUCAGAAAUGGUUCUUUCACACAUUUGCACCCCUGCAGCCCCCAAAUAAAAAGGGUGGAUGCAAACCCAGAAGCAGCACCUCCUUCCCCAAGAGUCCUUCAUUUUGAUGUUUGGGUUUUUCGUGUUAAGUUAAUGUGUGCAUUCUGUUUGUCAUUACUACCUUGUACUGUAAGUCUGUAUAUAUUGUAUGGUGAAAGAUUAUUAAUACACUAUCUCUAGUGUUUGAAAUGGAAUCAGUACAGUACCUGUGCCUGCAUGGUGGGUUAUACCGUGUAAUCGCCCUAUAUUGAGGGCUCAACUUUCCCUUGUUUUUUGAAAGGGGUUUAUGUAUAAAUAUAUUUUAUGCCUUUUUAUUACAAGUCUUAUACUCAUGACUUUUGCCAUGGCGUUUUGUUCUACUUACACUGUAAAUUAUGCAUUAUAAAGAGUUUCAUUUAAGGAAAAUUACUUGGUACGAUAAUUAUUGUAAUUAAGAGAUGUAGCCUUUAUUAAAGUUUUAUAUUUUUCAAA